Molecule: messenger RNA, 2369 nt
Organism: Cuscuta campestris
Lineage: Eukaryota; Viridiplantae; Streptophyta; Magnoliopsida; Solanales; Convolvulaceae
Source: the annotation of a GenBank genome assembly
ACUAAAAAUGUUCAGGGCGGUAAUCCACAAUACAGCUCCCACCCGCCGGCGGUAUUGACUUCGCAAUUGAGAUUAGAACUCGUCUUUCUGUUCCGGGCUCCCGCCGCGUUCCGCCUACAUCUCUGACGAGACUUUUACUUCCAUUUCUCUAUUGCCCAAAUAUCGCCCAGAAAGAAAACAAAAAACAAAUUCAGUGAGAUGGGGACAGAUACGAGAAGUAAGACAAAUUCAAUGCGGAAUCGCAGUACAAAGUUAUCGGAUCGGUCAAGUGUUUUGUGCAGUUGAAGAUUGAAGUUCAUUCUUCCAUCGCUUGACCCGGUACGCUUGGUGCAUAGGUUGAAACUUGGUUGGGCAGAGAAAUGGGGGGAAUUUGCUCCGGAGGGACAACUAAGGAUAAGGGCCGCCAUGGGAGAGGCUCAAGUGUUUCGAAAAAGCUCGAGCCCGUAGCAGCGUCUGGGCAGGAUAAGAAUGUAGGUUCAUAUGAAUAUCCCAGUCCUGGUGCUCCUAAGAAGAUGCCUGACCUAUACUUUUCGGGCGAAUUGCUCUCAAUUUCAGGAGAGUUGAAGACUAACAAGGCAGCGCCUCAAGCAAGUUCUUUUCUUGGGAAAGCCGGGACAGCAGGCCUUGAGAGGGCCGUGGAAGUUCUAGACAGCUUAGGAAGCAGUGUCACUAAUUUAAACAACAGCGGGUUUAUUUCUGGCACGGGGAGAUCAAGAGGGAAUAGAAUAUCCAUACUGGCAUUUGAGGUUGCUAAUACCAUCUCCAAAGGUGCUACGUUGUCUCAAUCUCUAUCCCAAGAAAGCAUUCGCCGCUUGAAAGAGGAGAUUCUACAUUUAAAGGCUGUGCAAGAGUUGGUCUCAACUGAUACACAAGAGUUGCUCACCAUAGCCGCGGCUGACAAAAGGGAGGAAUUUGAUGUCUUUUCGCGGGAAGUAGUGAGAUUUGGAAAUAUGUGCAAGGAUCCACAAUGGCACCACCUGGAUCGCUAUUUUUCGAAGUUGGAUUCUGACCCGGUAAACAAUAAGAAACUCAUGGAGGAGGAUGAAAUGACUUUGCAAGAGUUGGCCACACUCGCAGAGUAUACUUCAGAACUGUAUCAUGAGUUACAUGCUCUGGACAGAUUCGAACAGGAUUACAGGAGGCAAAUCGAUGAAUUAGUGUCUUCAAACCUACCUCGUAAAGGAGAAAGUCUUGAGAUGUUGCACAUUGAGCUAAAAAAACAAAGGAAAACUGUGAGGGGCUUGAAAAAGAAAUCCAUCUGGUCCAAAGUUCUGGAAGAGGUUGUGGAGAAGCUUGUUGAUAUUGUUGCCUCUCUUCAUCACAAAUUUAUAAAUGCAUUUGGAGAUAGUGGAUUAACAUAUGCGUGCAACAAGAAUUCAAAGGGAGUAGAAAGAUUAGGACCGACUGGUCUUUCCUUACACUAUGCUAACCUCAUCACUAAAAUCGAUAACCUUGCCUCGUGCCCCACUUCCCUCCCCCCAAACACGAGGGAUGCAUUGUACAAAGGGUUGCCUUCAACCGUGAAGGCAUCACUUCGAUCUCAACUACAGUCACAAGCUGAUACCAAGGAAGAGUUAACCGUCCCUCAGAUCAGGGCUGAAAUGGAGAAAAUUCUUAUUUGGCUUCUUCCAGCCGCUAUUGAUACUACAAAAUCACAUCAAGGUUUUGGAUGGGUUGGAGAGUGGGCCAACACCGGAAACGAAUGCGGGAGAAAAGAGGAUAUGCAGAAGACCAACCUCACCAGGCUGCAGACACUUUAUCAUGCAGAGAAACACAAAAUGGACUCAUACAUCCUUGAGCUGGUGAUGUGGCUUCACCGGCUCAUCUGCCUCAUGAGAUUUAACGGGCCCACCAGGGGUUUGGCGACAGGGAGAUCAUCAACUGAUAAAAGGCAUGUUCCGGGUACUGCAACACUCCAUGACAGUAAGCCAAAGGUACAAGUUCUCGACGAAGAAGACGAGACAUUGUUGGAAGGAGUGAUGCAAAACAGAAAGCUUGUCGUCCCCGCUGGGUUGAGCAGAAGCGAAGAGCUUGUCAAAGCAUCAUCCAACAAUGGGGGAAAUGAUGAGAAGGUUAGGGGGCAUAGUAGGAGCGCUGGAAGCUCACCUUGUAAGUUAGAAACUCCAAAGGAUAAUGCCUUGGACAUUUUAGUCUUUUAGAUGGGUUAGGAUAGGUAAUUGGGCUUUAUUUUUCUGUUUUUUAAUAGACAAGUAUAUAUAAAUAGACAAGUAUGUGUAAAGAGUUCAUUCCAUUUUUAUGUGUAUAGAUUUAAUUCCAUUUCAUCCUAAAACUUGUAAGGGGGCAAGAGAACAACCAAUUAAUUAGUCCAUCCAUUUAAUUAUCAAAAAUAAUAAUAUUUGUGUGAAUAU